GAUUUGACAAUUUAUUGGCUCUUUUCUUGCUGCGUUUGCGACAAACUAGUGAUGUAUUAGCCACACAUGGUCAGAUGUUCCAGAAUACUUGCAAGAUAAUAGUGCAAGUCCUUAGUAACCUAUAUACCCGAAACCUAAAAAAUGAAAAUGAUUCUGAAAUUCUCACCAUUUGCUCCUUCCCGAACUCUGAUUUUCAACCCCAGGUUCCAACCCAGAAGAGUAAUCCACAUUCAUGGCCUCUCCAAUUCCCAAUUCAGAGUUGUAGCCAUGGCUGGGGCAGGGUCUGUUCAGAAGUCAGAGGAGGAGUGGCGUGCCAUCCUCUCCCCUGAGCAAUUCCGGAUUCUGAGGCAGAAAGGCACAGAGAAUCCAGGGACAGGGGAGUAUAACAAGUUUUUUGGUGUAGGCACCUACCUGUGUGCUGGUUGUGGAACUCCCCUCUAUAGGUCUGCAACAAAAUUCAACUCACCCUGCGGCUGGCCUUCUUUUUAUGAGGGUCUCCCCGGGGCCAUAAAUCGCAAUGUGAGCUUCUCCUCAAUUAUAUAUGCUACUUCCCUAUCCCUUUUUUACUUUCUAAAUAUUUUUAGAUCGUUGUACCACAGCUCGUUCUCAUUUUGCUCCUUUGAUAACUCGAACGCCUUAACCUCUUUGUUAGAAAUGAGUGUUCUAUCAACCUCAUUUCUACUGCUAGAGUUGCUAAAAUUACAAAGCGAAAAGCAAGAGUUCAGGAACUUUUCCUAUUUCCCUCUCCAUUGCUUAAUCUCUCUAUUCAUUAAUGAUUUUAUUAUCGGACUCUAACAUUUUUGAGUUGAUUGCGUGAUUUUCAGCCUGACCCAGAUGGGGUGAGGAUGGAGAUAACUUGUGCUGCUUGUGGGGGCCAUCUUGGUCAUGUUUUUAAAGGUGAAGGGUUUCGUACCCCAA
Molecule: messenger RNA, 918 nt
Organism: Nicotiana tabacum (common tobacco)
Lineage: Eukaryota; Viridiplantae; Streptophyta; Magnoliopsida; Solanales; Solanaceae
Source: RefSeq, a predicted model, not a curated record